This is a messenger RNA of Dipodomys spectabilis (banner-tailed kangaroo rat), 1101 nucleotides long. RefSeq names its product olfactory receptor 6Y1. Gene Ontology annotation, cellular component: membrane. Gene Ontology annotation, molecular function: G protein-coupled receptor activity; olfactory receptor activity. Gene Ontology annotation, biological process: G protein-coupled receptor signaling pathway. The record is from RefSeq and is a predicted model, not a curated record. Bases 1 to 1101 code for a protein of 366 amino acids. The transcript has 3 exons. Lineage: Eukaryota; Metazoa; Chordata; Mammalia; Rodentia; Heteromyidae.
AUGACUUCCUCUCUUCAGGACAAGCUGGAUCUCUACAACAAGGCUAGGAAUGGAGUUGUAGCUCUGAAAAAAAUGAAAUCAGACCAUCGAGAAGUGGAAAAUGAGAAUGACUUUAGCUCUGGGGAAGAGCAGAGGAGAAAUCAUGCACCAGCCGUCAUCCCCAAGGCUCUGGAGGUCGGUAACCUCACCUCAACGACACAUUUCAUUCUGCUGGGAUUUCCAACAAGACCAGCCUUCCAGUUCCUCCUCUUCUCUGUGUUCCUGGCAACCUACCUGCUGACCCUGCUGGAGAACCUUCUCAUCAUCCUGGCCAUCCGCAGCGACGGGCAGCUGCACAAGCCCAUGUACUUCUUCCUGAGCCAUCUCUCCUUCCUGGAGAUGUGGUAUGUCACCGUCAUCAGUCCCAAGAUGCUGGCAGACUUCCUCCGCCAGGACAAGAGCAUCUCCUUCUGCGGCUGCAUGACUCAGCUGUACUUCUUCGUGACCUUCGUCUGCACCGAGUACAUCCUCCUUGCGGUCAUGGCUUUCGACCGCUACGUGGCCAUCUGCAAUCCCCUCCGCUACCCGGUCAUCAUGACCAACCAGCUCUGCGGGGCGCUGGCGGGGGGAUGCUGGCUCUGCGGGCUGCUGACGGCCAUGGUUAAGAUGGUUUUCAUCGCCCGACUCCUCUACUGCGGCACCCCUCGCAUCAACCACUACUUCUGUGAUAUCUCUCCACUCCUCAAUGUCUCCUGCCAGGACUCUUCCCAGGCGGAGCUGGUGGACUUCUUCCUGGCCCUCUGUGUGGUGGUGACAUCUUACAUCACCAUUCUCGCCACCAUCCUCAAGAUCCCUUCUGCCCAGGGCCGCCAAAAGGCCUUCUCCACCUGCGCCUCUCACCUGGCCGUGGUGGCCCUCUUCUAUUCCACGACUCUCUUCACCUACGCCCGCCCCAAGCUCAUGUACGCCUACAGCUCUAACAAAGUGGUGUCUCUUCUCUACACGGUCCUCGUUCCGCUGUUAAACCCCAUCAUUUACUGUCUGAGGAACCGGGAAGUAAAGGCGGCCCUCCAAAAGACAGUGCUUUGCGGAGGAAGAGGGGCCAGGGAAGAGGGCAUGUGA